Molecule: messenger RNA, 4687 nt
Organism: Sitophilus oryzae (rice weevil)
Lineage: Eukaryota; Metazoa; Arthropoda; Insecta; Coleoptera; Curculionidae
Exons: 4
Coding region: 215-4687 (1490 amino acids)
Biological process (GO): DNA integration
Molecular function (GO): nucleic acid binding
Source: RefSeq, a predicted model, not a curated record
UUAUAUAAAAAAUGUACUCUGAAUAACUGUAAACAACAAUGUUUAUCUUUACGUAAUGCGGAAAGGCGAGUUCAGUCAAUACACGAUAGCCAGCAAGCAAACAGUAUUUUAUUUUAAACCCCAGAGUUUUCGUGUAUUCUACAGUGGCGACGAGGACUAAACCAAACAGAUAUUGUGAUUCGGUUAAAAUACAAUCGAAAAAUUAAAAUCGACGAUGAAUUUAUCAAGUCUUUCAACCCUGGAGAAUUUUGAUUGUGAAGGAGAAAUUUCUUCUGUUGCUUUAAGAUGGAGAAAAUGGAAAAGGGCUUUGAAUAUAUACCUAGAGGCAGCAAGUAUCGACAGUCCCGCAAAAAAACGAGCUGUAUUAUUACAUAUGGGGGGAAUAGGCAUUCAAGAAAUAUACUAUAAUAUUCCUGGGGCACAUGUUGAAACUUCCGUUGAUGUAGAUAUUUAUGAAGUCGCUGUUCAAAAGUUGGAUGAAUAUUUCGCUCCUAAACAAAGCAAGGUGUUUGAAAGACACAUUUUUAGAUUAUUGAAGCAAGAUCAAGGAGAGAAAUUCGAGAGAUUCCUCAUACGCUUAAGACACCAAGCAGAAAAGUGUCAAUUCCAGAAUUUGGAGGAAAACCUUAUCGAUCAAAUUGUGGAAAAAGGAUGCAACUUAGAACUGAGAAAGAAAAUAUUAGCAGUUGGAGAUAGCAUGACUUUAGAGAUGAUUAUAAAUGAAGCUAAUUCCUUAGAAUCCGUAACACGACAGCUCGGGGAAUUCUCAGGAAAUCCAGAUACGCUAACCCAGGACAUUAAUUUAUUGCAACAUAAGCCAUCUGGAAGUCGUCGUGAAGAGGAAUUUUGUAGGCGAUGCGGUAGCACAAAACAUUCUUCUACAAGUUUAAAUUGCCCAGCUGUAAAUCAAGAAUGCGGAAAAUGUGGAUUUAAAGGACAUUUUAUGAGCCAAUGCAGAACAGCUCCUGGAAAAAGAAAAAAUAAAAGGUUAAACGUCAUUCCCCAAAAGCGGCAAUCCAAAUUUAAAAAAGCGAAAAUGUCGAACGCACAUGCCAUUGAAGAAAACUCCGAAGAUGAAGGCGACUAUGUGUUCCAUAUCGAUCAAGACGACACACUAUCAUGCAAAAUUGGUGGAGUGAACAUUGAUAUGCUCAUUGACUCAGGCAGUAAAUGUAAUUUACUGAGCCUAGAUGCCUGGCAAUAUUUAAAACGUGAGAGAGUUCAAGUCCAUAACCAGGUAAAAAAUCCAGACAAAAUAUUUUUAGCCUAUGCCAGUAAGGCACCCUUGACUGUCGUGGGAUCUUUUGAAGCAUUUAUUGAUGUUGGAAAUCAGCCUAUUAAAGCCGUAUUUUAUGUAAUAAAAAAUGGAAAUAAAAAUCUACUUGGUAAAAGAACGGCAAUAGAGCUAGGUGUUCUAAAAAUUGGUUUACAUAAUGUCAAUGCCACAACAAGCCCAUUUCCGAAAUUUAAGGACACAGUUGUAGAUAUUCCAAUUGACGAAACAAUACAGCCGGUAAGUCAGCCAUAUAGACGAGUACCAAUUCCACUGGAAGAAAAAAUCAACAGGAAACUUAAGGAACUUAUUGAUUUAGACAUCAUUGAGGAAGUGGCAGGAUCAUCUAAAUGGGUAUCUCCAAUCGUUCCAGUAUUAAAGGACAACGGGGAGGUUAGAAUCUGCCUUGACAUGCGAAGAGCAAAUUCAGCUAUUAUGCGUGAAAAUCAUCCACUUCCAACGAUGGACCAGUUAUUACCAAAAUUUAGAGGUGCAAAGAUAUUUUCAAAAUUAGAUAUAAAAAACGCAUUCCAUCAAAUCGAAAUUUCACCAGCCUCCCGUCAUAUUACUACAUUUAUUAGCAGCAAAGGAUUACUACGAUAUAAAAGACUGAUGUUUGGCAUAUCUUGCGCCCAAGAAAUUUUUCAGAAAUUAUUGGAACGUGUACUUGCCAAAUGUGACGGUGUUGUCAAUUUCAUCGGCGAUAUUUUAAUUUUUGGAGCAACUCUAGAAGAACAUAAUAUGAGAUUAAAUAAUGUUUUAACAACCUUAGAACAAAAUAACAUCCUACUAAAUAAAGAUAAAUGCAUGUUUAGAUUGAGAAGCGUUGAAUUUUUAGGUCAUCAGCUCUCAGCAGUAGGUACCAAACCACUAGAGAGCUACAUAGGAGCCAUAAACACAUUUCGAGCACCCAAAACUAUUAUGGAGAUACAAAGUUUUGUGGGGUUGGUAAAUUACGUGGGAAAAUGGAUCCCUAAUCUAGCAACGCUGACAGACCCGUUAAGGAAGAUACUUAGGUUAAAAUUAGGAAAAAAUUCCAACAUAGAGUCCUACUGGAAGGCUGAACAGCAACAUUCGUUCAAAAAACUAAAAGAGACCCUAUCCAGCAUCAAAACAUUGGGCUAUUAUCAUCCAGGUGACAGAACCCAAGUCAUAGCUGACGCCAGUCCAGUUGGUCUUGGCUGUGUACUUAUCCAAUUUGACGAAUCUGGUCCUCGAAUUAUAUCAUUUGGAAAUAAAAGCCUGACAGCUUGUGAGAAGAGAUAUUGUCAGACGGAAAAAGAAGCUCUUGCGCUGGUAUGGUCAGUGGAACAUUUCCAUAUGUACCUAUAUGGAAAAGAAACAUUUGAAUUGGUUACAGAUCACAAACCACUAGAAGCCAUAUUUAAACCAACAGCCAAACCGUGUGCGCGCAUAGAGAGAUGGGUCCUUCGACUACAAUGUUACAAUUAUAAAGUAGUAUACCGCCCUGGAAAAUUUAAUAUAGCGGAUGUUUUAUCCAGACUGCCAAGAAUAGAAAAUAUAAAUAAAUCAUUUGAUGAAAAUUCUAUUUGCCAAAUACUAAGCUAUUCAAGACCUGUUGCUGUUUCAUUAUCUGAUAUCAAGAGAGCUUCAGAAAAAGACCAAGAAAUCACCAAAGUAAAAGAAGCAAUAUUUCAAGAUGUUUGGGACCAAUCAAUUAAUCAAUAUAAAAUAUUUAGUUCAGAACUGUGUUUUCAUGAAGGAAUUCUAUUAAGAGGUGACAAAAUAGUUAUACCAUCACAACUUAGGCCAAAAGUUAUGGAAGCAGCUCACGAAGGUCACCCUGGCAUCGUAGCUAUGAAGAAACGUUUACGAACGAAAGUGUGGUGGCCUAAAAUCGACGCCGACGCGGAAAAACUUGUAAAGGCUUGCAAAGGAUGUACGUUGGUUUCAGCGCCGAAUAGACCAAAUCCAAUGAAACGACGGGAACUGCCUUCACAGCCAUGGGUAGUUGUUGCCAUUGAUUUCUUAGGCCCACUUCCAAGUAACGAGUUUAUAUUCGUCAUAGUCGAUUAUUUUAGCCGUUACAAGGAGAUUAAAGUAUUAAAAGAUAUUUCAGCACAAAGCACGAUUAGUACAUUACAAGAAAUUUUCUCUAGGCUAGGGUAUCCAUCUUGCAUUAAUGCUGAUAAUGGCAGGCAGUUUACAAGCAUUGAAUUUAAAAACUAUUGUAAAGAAACCGGUAUCGAAUUAUUUCACACUAUACCUUAUUGGCCUCAACAAAAUGGCGAAGUUGAACGACAAAAUCGUGACAUACUAAAGAGAAUUAAAAUUAGCUGUGCUUUAAAACAAAACUGGAAAAGGGAUCUUCUCGAUUACAUGAUGAUGUACAAUAGUACACCGCACAGUAUUACCGGUAAAUCUCCAUCCGAAUUGUUUUUUCGAAGAUUUUUUAGAGACAAGAUUCCUAGCAUCAGCGAUCUAGAAAACAAUAAUUUAGACAGUGAAGUUAGAGACAGAGACAAAAUAUUAAAAGAACAAGGAAAAGAAUACGGGGACAGAAAACGAAAGGCAGUAGAAACUAAUUUGGAGCCAGGUGACAAAGUUUAUGUGAAAAAUUUAAUUAAAAGUAAUAAAACUUGUCCAAACUUCAAUCCAAGUCCACAUACAGUAAUAAAUAAAAAUGGAGAUGAUAUUCAAAUUAGGAAUGAUGAAACAGGUCAAGAUUAUCGAAAGAAAUAUAAUACAUUUAAAAGAAAAUUGAAGGAGAAUGGAAAGUCACUAAUAAACCAGAACAAAAUGAUAGUAGUCAUGAGCAUGACUAGGGAACUAUUGAAUGAAGUUAAAUAUAUUAAAGAGCCUUUUCAGGAUUCAGGUUCUGAAUUCGUACCUUCUUAUGAAGGAGCUAGUGAAGCUAGCAAUCUCUCUGACGAGGUUAAUGAGUCCAUUAGUGCAGUAUCAUCGGAAGAGAACGUUCAAAACAAAUUUCUGUCCAUUCAGUCUAGACUAGUCCACCUGCUUAACCGUGUAAAUAGAAUACCUGACACAAUUUUAAACGACAACCAGCAAUCUGAGAAAACCGAACUUUUGAUUGAUGUUUUAGCAGCACUCGAUACCUUAGAAUCUACGUCUCGACAAGAACCUCAGUUGAGCAAUCACUUUCGAGACCCUGAUGAUGAUGUGCCAUUACAUUCCUCACAUGUAUAUAAUUCUACUAGUCAAUCUGUUCCUGUUGUGCAUAGCGUCUCCCCUUCAAAAUCUCCAAACAUUGAGAAAUGGAAUUUAAAAUUUUCGGGCGACAUUAAAACGCUAUCCGUCCACAACUUUUUAGAAAGAGUGAAUGAGUUGCGCUUGGCACGUGGUAUAAAUGAAAAACAAUUAUUUGAUUCGGCCAUUGAUUUAUUCCCAGGAAAAGCCUUAAAUUGGUUUAGGGCAAAUAAUCAUAGAUUUUAA